AUGGCCUUCCUGGGCAACAGAUGGUUGCGGUCGGCAUGUUCUCCUCCGUUCGCGGUGUCAAGGAGGAGAAUGUCGGCCGCUUCGAACAAGAUGUUCUCCAAGAUACUGAUCGCCAAUCGGGGAGAGAUCGCCUGCCGAAUCAUCAAGACGGCCAAGCGAAUGGGGGUGGCCACGGUCGCCGUGUACAGUGAUGCUGACGUCAAUUCUCUUCAUGCAAGUACAGGCCAAAGGAACACGUCAAUGUUCACUUUUCCGCGAAAGAUACAUGCGUGCAAGCAGGAUGCAGUCGAGGCCUUCGCGAGGAUAUUGAGCGUGGUACUACUGCUGCAGGCAUUACACCCGGGAUACGGCUUUCUCUCCGAGAAUGCCACCUUUGCCAAGCAGUGCGCCUCCGCGGGAGUCACGUUCAUCGGGCCCCCUGAAAAGGCCAUCGAUCAGAUGGGCUCGAAAAGCGUGGCCAAGGCCAUCAUGUCAGACGCUGGAGUUCCCGUAUGCCCGGGAUACCACGGGGAGGACCAGAGCGACGCUUUUCUAGAGGAAGAAGCAAAGAGGAUGGGGUUUCCGUUGAUGAUUAAGGCGGUGAUGGGAGGCGGGGGCAAGGGUAUGAGAUUAGUUCAGACGCCAGAGGGUUUCCAGUCGGCUCUGGAGGCGUGCCGGCGGGAGGCGGCAGCGGGAUUUGCGGAUGACCGCAUGCUGCUUGAGAGGCACCAGAAGGUUCUCGAAGAGGCUCCGGCCCCGGGCAUUAGUGAUGCCACCAGGGCAGAACUGGGGGAGGCCGCCGUGCGCGCUGCUAAGGCGGUGGGCUACGUCGGGGCCGGGACGGUGGAGUUUCUGAUGGACACGAGAACGCAAGAGUUCUUUUUCUGCGAGAUGAACACGCGCCUGCAGGUGGAACAUUCAGUCACGGAGAUGGUCACGGGUCUGGACCUGGUGGAGUGGCAGCUUCGCGUCGCCGCUGGCCAGGAACUCCCCUUGAAGAACCAGGCAGACAUUCCGCUGGUCGGGCACGCUAUCGAGGCACGAAUCUGCGCGGAGAACGUCGCCCGAGGAUUCCUGCCCGUCGCGGGAACGCUGCGACGCAUGCGCCUGCCCUCGAGAGCCGGAAGCGGCGGCGGCGGCGGCGGCGGCGGCGGCGGAGAGGUGAAGAUAAGAGUGGACACCGGGGUGCAAGAGGGGGACGCGGUGAGCGUGCACUACGAUCCCAUGGUGGCCAAGCUCAUCGUGCACGCCCCGACAAGGUCGGAGGGGCUGCAUGGCUUGCGGAAGGCCCUUAGGGACUUUCAGGUGGUAGGGCUACCGACCAACAUAGAUUUCUGCGAGCGCGUGGCGGGGCACCGGGGUUUCGAGGAGGGCGGCGUCACGACGGCGUUCUUGGAGGAGCAUGGGGACGAGGUAGUCCCGCCCCCGGAAACGAUGCCUCCUCCGCCGCACGCGGUGGUGCUGGCAUCGGUGGCGGUCCUACUGGAAGAGCAAGCAGCCGUGACGUUUCCCAACGACACCAGCCCAUGGUCUGCACGCAGCGGACCGUGGCGAGCCGUAGGCGUCCGCAAGCAGAAACUAGUCUUGUCUUCCCGUGAAACAGCGGCGGGUGCGAACGGGGCCGAUGAUGCUGGUUUAGAGGUCACUGUCGAGUGCCUGGCUGACGGUGGUUAUGUGGUGGAAACCCAUGGCGCGAGGUUUGCCGUGAGUGGGGCACAGCUGGAUGCGGGGGGCGCGAUGACCGCCAUCGUUGACGGCAGGCGAGCGGUAUUCGUUGGAUGCGACCGUGGAAGGUUGGGGCGCUGUCGGCGCCGAGGGGGAAGUUACGCUCUGGUGCAACCACGGGCCGCUGGAAGGAGACGGUCACGAUCGACACAGGUGUACGAGCUGGUCGUGACGAGACCAAGAGGUCGAGGGGCUCGGGGCUCUUCGAAGUCGGCCGCCGAGUCAACUGGGCGGGUGUCCUCGCCGAUGCCGGGCCGAGUUGUGCGAGUCUUGGCGGAGUCGGGAGAGGAUGUCGAGAAGGGACAAGAGCUGAUGAUCCUCGAGGCCAUGAAGAUGGAGCACACGGUGCCAGCACCUUUUGCGGGCAAGGUGGACUUGGUUUCGUACGUGGCGGGCGACCUAGUCGACGAAGGCUCGGUACUAAUCACCCUUAAACCCCUAACGAAGUAGAAAAUCAGUGCUGUCAACUCCGCCGGCGGAUUGGAGAGGGUGUUCUUUUUGAAACAUCUUCAUCUCCUUGUCAAGGGUGUACGGGGAGAGAGUGGGGAGGGGUGCGUGGCCCUCUUGUACAUGCGAACUUUUGUGGUGUUCCUGAGAUACAAGUAUUUAUCGCCAAGUCGGGAAGGGCAGUUAAUUUUCAGAUUUGGCGCCUUACCAGUUUGGAGCUCAGCAGUGUCUUAUCGGUGAUGAACGUUUAGCGAGGCAAUGGUAGCUGCAAAGCAAGAGAGGCUUAGCGCAGCCCAAUAAAGCAGAAGCGGUGCUGUGAUUCUCAGCGACCUUCCCUUUCCUUUCGUCAAUGCAUACAUCGUUUGCUUUGCUUCCGUUGGGGGGUAAAAGAUCAUGACGGCGGGUUCCCAUAUGC
Molecule: messenger RNA, 2566 nt
Organism: Ectocarpus sp. CCAP 1310/34
Lineage: Eukaryota; Phaeophyceae; Ectocarpales; Ectocarpaceae
Source: the annotation of a GenBank genome assembly